Camellia sinensis is the source of this 2865-nucleotide messenger RNA. Lineage: Eukaryota; Viridiplantae; Streptophyta; Magnoliopsida; Ericales; Theaceae. The record is from RefSeq and is a predicted model, not a curated record.
GGCACUUCAUUUAUCAUGGUAGCCCUAAGAAAGAGAGAGAGAAAGAGAGAGAGAGUUUAUUUAUUACUUAUAACUCUUCAGAGAGAUUUUGUAGUACUACUUACUAUUCAUUCUGCCUUGGAAGAAUUGAGUUGAGUUUCUCUUCAUUUCUUUAGACCUUUCCGCUUCUUCCUUCUCCUUUCAAGUUCAACUCAUGGUUUUCUCUCUAAAACUCUAGUAUAUCUUAGUUCAGUCUCACCCCAUAGCCACAGGAAGGACCUUGAAAAUACUAAUUAAUGGCUUCUUCCAUGAACAACUGGUUGGGUUUUUCUCUCUCACCACAAGAACUCCCACCCCAGCAGCAGCAGCCUCAGCGUCAUCAUCAAGAUGAAAUCUCCGGUACAGAUGUCUCCGCUGAAUGCUUUGAUCUCUCUUCUGACUCAUCUGUUCUUCCUUCUCUAAACCUCCCAGCCCCUUUUGGCAUAUUUGAAGCAUUCAACAGAAACAAUCAAUCUCAAGAUUGGAAUAUGAAAGAUAUGAGUAUGAACUCUGACAUUAACUACAAAACAAACUCAUCAUCAGACUAUUCUAUGCUAAUGGGUAGUUCAUGCAAUAGUCAGAACCUUGAAAACCAAGGUGGGCCAAAGCUUGAAAACUUCCUCGGUGGACACUCUUUUUCCGGUCGGUGCAACACCAUUAGCUCUGCUUCUUAUGGCGGCGUCACUGGUGGUGGCGGUGCUGCUGCUGACUACAACAUGUAUCCAAACUGUUCGUUGCAGCUUCCGUCGGAGGCAAUCGCCGAUAAUGGCCAAGGGAGUAAUGGAGGAGUAAGCAUUAACAACAACUCCACCCCCACCACCACUAUAGGCCUUUCUAUGAUCAAGAACUGGUUGAGGAAUCAACCGACACCCACACAGCCAGAGAACAAGAAUGACGGUGGUUGCGGUGGUGGUAUUGGAGGAGUGGCUAAAGGAAGACCAACAAGUGCACAGACUUUGUCGCUAUCGAUGAGGUCCGAGUCUCCUCUGCCGCUUUUGACUGCAAGUGGUGGUGCUAGUGGUGGCGGUGGCGGUGGAGGAGGUGAGAGUACUUCAUCAGAUAACAGCCAGCCCAAGGAGACAACUCUCGAUGCGCAAACUGGUGCAAUAGAGGCGGUGCCUCGCAAAUCUAUUGACACAUUUGGUCAAAGGACUUCCAUAUACCGUGGUGUAACCAGACAUAGAUGGACAGGUAGAUAUGAGGCUCAUCUAUGGGAUAAUAGUUGUAGAAGAGAAGGACAGACUCGCAAAGGCAGGCAAGUUUAUUUGGGAGGCUAUGAUAAGGAAGAGAAAGCAGCCAGAGCUUAUGAUCUAGCAGCAUUGAAGUACUGGGGCACCACUACCACUACAAAUUUCCCUACAAGCAACUACGAGAAAGAAAUUGAAGAAAUGAAGCACAUGACCAGGCAGGAGUAUGUUGCAUCUCUUCGAAGAAAGAGCAGUGGUUUUUCUCGUGGAGCAUCAAUCUAUCGAGGAGUUACAAGACAUCAUCAACAUGGUAGAUGGCAAGCAAGGAUUGGAAGAGUUGCAGGGAAUAAGGAUCUUUAUUUGGGAACUUUCAGCACCCAGGAGGAAGCAGCAGAAGCGUAUGACAUAGCAGCAAUAAAAUUCAGAGGACUGAAUGCAGUAACAAACUUUGACAUGAGUAGGUAUGAUGUUAAAAGCAUACUUGAGAGUAGCACUUUACCCAUUGGCGGAGCUGCCAAGCGACUGAAAGAUGCCGCCGACAAGGCAGAUCAGUUAAACAUGACAACUAUGUCUAUGCAUAACAACAAUACCCACCUAGUCGAUGACAACAACUUGCUAAAUUCACAUCUCAGUCUCACCGAUCAUGGAAUUACCAAUGCUGCAGUCUACGGUGAUGGAUGGCCCACCAUUGCAUUCCAACAAGCUCAGCCUUAUAGCUCCACCAUGCAUUACCACCCAUAUGGGAUUGGUCAGCAGCAGCAAAGAGCAACAAUGCCAGUAUGGUGUAAGCAAGAGCAAGAACAAGAUCAAGAUCAUCAAGAUGAUUUAAACCAACUUCAAUUGGGAAACAAUACUCACAAUUUCUUCCACCACCCUACUUCUGCUUUGCACAACCUCAUGAGCUUGGAUGAACACAGCUCUGCGGGCUCCAAUUCCUUGGUUUAUAGUGGUGGAGGAGAUAGUAAUGGCGGUGGUGGUUUUGUGAUGCCAAUUGCAACAGUGAUUUCUCAAGAAGGAAACAACACCACUGCUCAUGGUUUUGGGGAUAAUGAAAACAUAUUUGGUGUGAUGCCAGAUCCUUAUCAUGGAAGGAACUUGUAUUAUCUUUCGCAGCAUCAACAAUCAUUGAGUGCUGGUGGUGGAGCGGUGAAGGCGAGUGUGUAUGAAUAUGAUCAUCAUCAUCAUCAUCAUCAGAUUCAGGGCACAUCUUGUAACAACUGGAUUCCUACAGCAGUACCGACACUUGCACCAGCUAGGUCUAACAAUAUGGCAGUUUGUCAUGGAGCUCAAACUUUCACAGUAUGGAAUGAUACAUGAUUUGAGAGAGUCUUGAUCUGGAAGGAAAUAGAUGGAGGAGGAUGGAUGUGAAGAGGGUUUUCAGUCUACUUUCUAGGGCAAGAAAAGAAUGUACACAGCAACUAUAAUUUGUUUCCUAAUUUUGUUGAUUUUUGAUUUUGAUUUCUACAGUUGAUGCAAAAGUUUGGUUAGGAUCAUCUAACUGAAGUUCAUCUCAAUAGCAAGUGAGAGAGUUCGCUUAGUUUCUGUCUCUCAGUUGCUAUUAAUUUUGGGAACUUUUCACUUACAGAUCCUCGGAAAGUAUAAUACACCAGACUUUGUAAUUUUGAAUAACAUUUUGAUGAACAAAGAAUGGGUUAUACCA